AUGUUGAUUUCUCUAGACGUGAACCACGGUCGUUUAGGUAUGUUAAACAGCUGUAAUAAAAACUCACAUUCCAUUGACUGGACUCUCUGUUCAUCAUCAGUUACUGAUGCUAUGACAUCUGAUGUUGUUGCACCAUCAUCCUGGAAAAUCUUUGGAUGUCAGAAUGGUCUCCGGUUAUUCAAGGAGGUCAAAGAUAGGGAAUUUCAUUUAAAGUGGGAUGAUCAUCCUGCAAUUAUGGCUGUUGGUGUAGUUGAUGGAACAUCGGAGGCCAUUUUCCAAACUCUCAUGUCUCUUGGUACUUCAAGAUCAGAAUGGGACUUUUGUUUUUACAAGGACUCCGUGAUUGAACAUCUUGAUGGUCAUACUGAUAUAGUUCACAAGCUCCUAUAUCAUGAUUGGCUACCUUGGGGUAUGAAGCGAAGAGAUCUUCUGUUGCAGCGCUAUUGGAGAAGGGAGGAUGACGGGACAUAUGUGAUUCUGUACCAUUCCGUGUUUCACCAGAAGUGUCCUCCUCAAAAGGGUUAUGUCCGUGCCUGCCUAAAAAGUGGUGGAUAUGUGAUUUCUCCGUCAAAUCAAGGGAAGCGAACAGUAGUGAGGCACAUGCUUGCUAUUGACUGGAAAUCAUAUAUACAGACAUCAUCAGCCCGAUCUGUAACAAUUCGCAUGUUUCGGAAGCUUGCCGGUGUGCUUCCUAAUCUCUGUCUCCCCCUUUUAUGCCAAUGCAGUUGUUAUUAUAUCUAUUUAUCUACUGUUGCCUCUGUAGCCUUGCGGGAAUUGUUCAGAGCAAAAUUAGAUUUCUUAGCAUCUGAUGUCUCAUCGGGUGAGCUGAUGAGAGAUAGUAGCUUGUUACAAAGUAAACAAGAAUUGAAGGUUGAAGUCCAAACUAGGCUGGAGAAUGGGCAGUGCAAGGAGAAUAUGGAGGAAGAAGCAGUUAAAACGCCUUCUGAACAUUCAAGUCUAUUCGGACUAAAUGACACAGCAGAUGAAUUCUUUGAUGUCUCUGAACCUCUGGAUUAUGAUCAAGCGGCAAAUGGUUGGCAUUCUGAUUUUGGUCCUGAAACUUACUCUCAGGACACAGGUCAACCCAAACUGUCAACUGCUUCUGUCUUUUUGAAAAAGUUGCAUGAUAUAGCAGUUCAGAAGAAAGGUUAUGUCGACUUGCAUGAGGUGGCAAGGGAAGAUGGCCUUUCAUGCAACUAUGGAUCCACCCUUCCAAAGGAUUCAAAUUGUAAUUUUCCCUGCAGCUGGACAGCAGCAGAUCCAUUGACAUUUUUAAUUCGUGGAAAGACUUAUUUAGAUGACCAAAAGAAGAUUAAAGCAAAAGGCACAUUAAUGGAAAUGGUUGCCGCUGACUGGUUGAGAUCUGACAAGCGAGAAGAUGAUCUUGGUGGCCGCCCUGGGGGCAUAGUUCAGAAAUAUGCAGCAAAGGGAGGCCCAGAGUUCUUCUUUAUUGUGAACAUACAGGUUCCAGGUUCAACAACAUAUAGCCUUGUUUUAUACUAUAUGAUGAGUACUCCUAUUGAAGAUUCUCCCUUGCUAGAGAGUUUUGUCAAAGGGGAUGAUGCUUAUAGAAAUUCGAGGUUCAAGCUCAUACCAUACAUUUCUAAGGGCUCAUGGAUAGUCAAACAGAGUGUUGGGAAGAAAGCAUGCCUCAUUGGUCAAGCGCUAGAAAUUAAUUAUUUCCGCGGAAAGAACUACUUGGAGCUUGGCGUUGAUAUUGGUUCAUCCACUGUUGCAAGGGGUGUGGUCAGCCUUGUUUUAGGUUACCUUAACAAUCUGGUUAUUGAGAUGGCAUUUUUGGUACAGGCUAAUACACCUGAAGAGCUACCGGAAUAUCUUGUUGGAACCUGUCGUCUUAACCAUUUGGAUGCUGCUAAAGCUGUAUUGGUGAAACCAUAG
This is a messenger RNA of Fraxinus pennsylvanica, 1899 nucleotides long. NCBI's taxonomy places the organism in Eukaryota, Viridiplantae, Streptophyta, Magnoliopsida, Lamiales, Oleaceae. The record is from the annotation of a GenBank genome assembly.